CACUCCUUCUUGGCCCCAGUUGGUGCAGCCCCGGCCCGGUCCUGCUCGGCUCCCUCCCCUGUGCUCCCCCCGUUUCCGUCUCCCAUCGUCUGCUCUCAGUUGUCCCCGCCCAGCUCCUCUCCUGCCGGCUCCCUCUCUGCAUCCCCUUUGCUUUCGGGCCUUCCUUCCUAUUCGGGUCCUACCUUUGGUGCCCCCUUCCGCCCCCCCAGCUAUCCCUAGCUCUCUUGGUCUCCCAAGUUCCCCCCCCCCCCCCCCAGCUGUCCAGCCUCUGGCUCUCGGUUCCUGUCUCCUUCCACUGCGGCCGCGGCGCUGUCUCUUCAGCACCGCCUCCCCACCUCUCGGAGUCUUCCUCCCUUUCGGGGGUCUUCUCCUUCUGCCUCUUUGUCUCUCCACAGCUUUGGCCUCCCCUUCCUGUGUCUGGGAUCUCUGUCUGUCUCCCUAUUGCCCUGCGCCUUCCUCUACUUCUUCCUCUCUCCAGUCUUCCUCCUGCCUUUUGUGUCCUCCCCUCCUGCUGCUUCAGGUGUCUCCCCUGUCCAGGUCUUUCUUUUCUUCCCCUUUCUUCUGUCUGUCUUGUGUCUCUCGGUGUCUGUCUGCCUGCCUCUGUGUCUGGCUGGCUGUGUGUGUCUCCCUUCUCUGAGGAGGUGUUGCCCCUCUUUCCCUUGCUCGUUGUGUCCCCCUCACGCUGCCCCCGGCCCGCGGUCCGGUGAGAUCCCGGGGCUCCCUCUAAGCUGUCUCCCUCGCACUUGGGGGCUCGCUUCCUUUGUCCUUCCGUGCCCGGGCCGGCCCCGCGUCUGCCUCUGGCCGCCUUCCCGGGUCCUUGGGUCUGGAGCUUUCCUGCCAUGGCUUUCUCUGCCUCUGCCCGUGGAUUUUUUUUCUGAUUCCCUUUUUGCUUCAUUACCGUAUUGCUCGGUGGAGCAGCGCCUCCCUGAGCGUCUCGGAGCCCCCCCCCUUCUGCCCCCCCCCCCCCAGCCUCUUUGUUCUCUCCCAUCUCCCUCCAGCCCGUCUUCCCGGCUCCUCCUCUGCCUCCUUGCAGCUUCCUGGGCCCCGCUCCCUCGGCCCUCCUCCUCCGUCCCCUGCUCCCUUCCCCUCAUCUGGGGCCCUCUUCCUCAUCUGGAUCCGGCUCCCCGCUGUAUCUCUCUCAAGCCACCUGUUUCCCCCUCGCCCCUUCUCGGCCCCUCCUCGGAGUCCGCCCCGGUGUCCCUGGUCCGCCACCCACGUCUCCCCCACCCCCUCAACAUGGAGUCCUGCAGAAACUGUUGGUCAUCCGCGCCUCCUCCCCUUCCCCCACCCCCAGCCCGCCCCCGCCCCCGUGUUAUUCCGUUUCUUUUUCAUUAUCCCCGGCUGUUCGCGGUGCCUGUGGGUGGGCAGGAAGUGGGGUGGGGAAGGAGCCCGGCUUCUCCCUCUGGCCCGGAGGCCGGGCCGCCCGCGUGACCUGAGGCCGGGAGCAGGGGCGCAUGUGGCCGCUCAGAAGGUUCAUCACCCCAGCUCGCAGGUCACACCACAUAGAGACACGCGGGAAACUCACAAGUGCGAGCUACAGCUGGGGAGACGCGGGGCGCACACGCGGGACGGCACCCAGCAAACCCUGACCGGCGGGACGCCCCUGCGCGGAGCCACCGGAGCAGCCCACCCAGAAAGGAGCCCUGGAAGACGCUUAAGAUGAAGAGCCUUUGGGUGGGGCUGAGGAAGAGCCCACCCUGCCUGGCCCAUGGCAGUCCAAAGGAGCCUCUGAUCCCCAGCCCCUUCCUCCCCGGACCAGCCUUCCUAGUGACAUGAUGCCCAACGCCACCGGGCCAGACGACAUCAGUGGCAGCGGGUCCCCCCUGCCGCCCACGACGGCCGCCGCCGCCGCCGCCGCCGCCUCCACCUCCGUCAAGCUGGUUCUCUUGGGGGCCAUCAUCUGCGUCAGCCUGGUGGGCAAUGCCCUCCUGUCCCUGCUGGUUCUCAGGGAGCGGGCCUUGCACAAGGCCCCCUACUACUUCCUGCUGGACCUGUGUCUGGCCGACGGCGUGCGGGCCGCGGUCUGCUUCCCCUUCGUGCUGGCCUCCAUCCGCCACGGCUCAGCGUGGACAUUCAGCGCGCUCAGCUGCAAGGUGGUGGCUUUCAUGGCCGUGCUCUUCUGCUUCCACGCCGCCUUCAUGCUCUUCUGCAUCAGCGUCACCCGCUACAUGGCCGUGGCUCACCACCGCUUCUACGCCAAGCGCAUGACCCUCUGGACCAGCGCGGCGGUCAUCUGCAUGGCGUGGACUCUCUCGGUGGCCAUGGCCUUCCCGCCCGUCUUCGACGUGGGCACCUACAAGUUCAUCCGGGAGGAAGACCAGUGCAUCUUCGAACACCGCUAUUUCAAGGCCAACGACACCCUGGGGUUCAUGCUCAUGCUGGCUGCCCUCAUGGCCGCCACCCACGCUGUGUACGGGAAGCUGCUUCUUUUUGAGUACCGCCACCGCAAGAUGCGGCCCGUGCAGACCGUCCCAGCGGUCAGCCAGAACUGGACGUUCCACGGGCCCGGCGCUACCGGCCAGGCCGCCGCGAACUGGAUAGCCGGCUUCGGCCGGGGCCCCCUGCCUCCCACCCUGCUGGGCAUCCGGCAGGUGACUGGAGGGGGAGGGGGCCACGUGGCCAGCCGGCGCCUCCUUGGCAUGGAGGAGUUCCGGGGGGAGAAGGAGUUGGGCCGAAUGUUCUACGCCAUCACCCUCCUGUUCCUGUUGCUCUGGUCUCCCUACAUCGUGGCCUGCUACUGGCGGGUUUUUGUAAAGGCCUGCGCCGUGCCUCACCGCUACCUGGCCACAGCCGUCUGGAUGAGCUUUACGCAGGCUGGGGUCAACCCCAUUGUCUGCUUCCUCCUCAACAAGGACCUCAAGAAGUGCCUGAGGACUCACGCCCCUUGCUGGGGGGCCGGAGGCCCCCAGGUCCCUCGGGAGCCUUAUUGUGUCAUGUAGAAAACCCAGAGUGGCAGAUGUGGGGAGGAGGAAAGGAGGGACAGAUGACAGUGAAAAGAGGAUAAAUGAGAGGAAGGAAAUCCCAAAUGGGGGACAAGAUUUAGCACAGAGGGUGCAAAGGGGAGAGAUCUGGCAGCGGCUCCCCAAACUUCUCCGAAUCCCCGUCCUCCUUCAGACAGCACUCCUCCAUUCCCAGCGCUAGGUGCGGGGGUAGGGGGUCUCCUCUGGCCCGUCCCUGUCCCUAACAGCUUGCAGGGGAAUAGGGAAUUUUAGGGACCCACACACACAUAUACCAGAUCACUUUUUUUUCCUUUAUAAAAAACUAGAAAGAAAAAAACCGGGGUUUUCUAACAGUUGUGAAUGUGCCAGGUGUUCAUUUGCAUUUGUUCCUCUCUCGGAUGUGUCGUCUCCAGAGAGAAAUAUCAUUAUAGCCGACACGACCCCACCCCCAGAUCCGGUAACACUCGUUAACGGACGUCUCCCUGAGUGGGCGCAGACUGGGUGAUGCUCACCCUCUGGUGCCGGAGCCCCGGCUGGUCUUUGGCGAUGAGCCCCAUCCUGUGGCGCCCCUGCCCCAACCCCCUGCCUCAGGCCCGAAAGGCCUCCAGAGGGCCGCCGUGGAGGAUGGCCUUUUGGCUCGAUCGCGUCUCUUCCCACAUUCUGUUCCCACUGGGAAUUCCAAUUUGCCCCCCUGUUGGGGCACGGGGGUGGCCCGGGACCAGCAUCCCCCUGCUGCCAGGCUCCCUACGAUCGCCUCCCCGGGGACGGGCCAGGCCACUCUCCCACCAUCGUGGGAGGGAACUUAGUUCCCUGGUUUUCCAGAGUCCUUUUGGGAGCCUCAACGGUCCCUUGA
Sarcophilus harrisii (Tasmanian devil) is the source of this 3792-nucleotide messenger RNA. RefSeq names its product G protein-coupled receptor 173 (gene GPR173). Gene Ontology annotation, molecular function: G protein-coupled receptor activity. Gene Ontology annotation, cellular component: plasma membrane. The record is from RefSeq and is a predicted model, not a curated record. The transcript has 3 exons. NCBI's taxonomy places the organism in Eukaryota, Metazoa, Chordata, Mammalia, Dasyuromorphia, Dasyuridae. The coding region runs from base 1773 to 2939 and encodes 388 amino acids. Gene Ontology annotation, biological process: G protein-coupled receptor signaling pathway.